Boeremia exigua is the source of this 4851-nucleotide messenger RNA. RefSeq lists its product as uncharacterized. Gene Ontology annotation, molecular function: ATP binding; protein serine/threonine kinase activity. NCBI's taxonomy places the organism in Eukaryota, Fungi, Ascomycota, Dothideomycetes, Pleosporales, Didymellaceae. Gene Ontology annotation, biological process: peptidyl-serine phosphorylation; peptidyl-threonine phosphorylation. The record is from RefSeq and is a predicted model, not a curated record. The coding region runs from base 342 to 4565 and encodes 1407 amino acids. The transcript has 3 exons.
GGUAUUCUGGGGCAAAUAGUUGCGGAAAGAGUAGGAUUGGAUCUUUCACCCAAUCACGGCGAAGGUGGCUGACGCACCAUUAAUUUGCUGACAACCUCCUGGCCGCAGGAGGGCUGCUCACAAGGCUGAGGCAUCCACACUGGCGAGGCUGAGACAACGCUGCUGGAGCAUUAAGUCCAUCGCAAGGAAGCGACCGCAAUUCCGGUUUUCUACCGACUGACGGAAGACAAGAUCCAUGUUCCAGGUAUUCCGUUGACCUGGCGCAACUGUAUCGUAUCGAGCCAAUUCACGCGAUCCUCUAUAGCCCUGUUACACACCCACGAUAACAGUACAUAUCGACCAUGCCGAAGAGGAAGAGACGGACUCAUCCUGGGGGUGCUGCGCCUUUAACUGAUCUCAAGUGGGAACUAAAGCAAGAGCUGGACCGAUCAGGUUAUGGAAAUACUAAGCGUGACGCAAAGUUCAUAUCCAUGGGGUUCAUCACCAGGCUUUUCAGCUUGUCCAAGCCUUCAAAAUUGAAGAAAAGCCUGGAGAAGGACUGGGAGGCAGUGAGAAACAUGGGCGAUGAAAAUCGUUUUCCCAAUUUCACGCUUGAGCAGCUUGAGGAAGACGUGCGAUCGCGAACCCCUAAACUUUACACGAUACUGCAGCUGAUUGACCAGCCACAACUCAUCAUCCCGUUACUCUAUGGAGAAACUCCGGUCACAGACAGUAUCUGGGAAGGCCAUAGGACUCAUCGAGAAGAUCUUCCAUACUGUACCAAGGACUACCUUCGCUCUGUCAAAUAUCUGAGUGAGUAUGCAGAAGAGAUCUACGAAAAGCAAUGGUACGUCCCUCCGGUCCUACGAUCGAAUGCUUGCGAAAUUUUCCCGGUCGGACACUUCCGAUUUCCCUUCGCAGAGGACCCCGUGACGAUUGGAGAAGGGGGGUAUGGCGAAGUGUAUAAAGUCAAGAUCGCCCCUGGACAUUUGAAACUGGAGGAAGAUCACAGUUACGAGGAGGGUAGUUUUGUGGCAUGGAAAGAAGCAAGAUUGGACCGAACAACCCGCGCAGCAGCAAGAAAAGAAGUCGAGACGAUCAAAUCACGCACUCACUGGAACAUCGUCAAAUUUCACACAAGCUUCUUUGCUGGACGCGAGCGACCCUGGGCUCGAGACGAACCUGUUGAAUGUCUUCACAUGUUCUUUCAAUAUGGGAAUUCGACGAUGGAAGGAUGGUUUGAGAGGAAAUCUGCACCUCCAACCCUGGAGAAUGAGUUGGAGAGGCAAAAAUUUGUGAUGAAGAGCAUCGGAGAUAUUACAGAAGCCGUGAUGGUCAUACACAGGACUGACGAGCAUGGGGAGGUGGCUUUCCACCAUGACCUUAAGCCAGGUAAUAUUCUGUUCUUUGACAGUCACCCGGGUACAUGGAAGAUCUGCGACUUUGGUAUGGCACGCCUGAAGUAUUACACCGAGAGCAGCACUGCGCAAGGCCCAAACAACCGGUUCGGCACCCCCGACUAUCAGCCGCCUGAGUACAUCGAGAACGGCACGGAAAGUCACGGACGACCCUUCGAUGUCUGGUCACUUGGAUGCAUAAUCCUAGAGUUAGCAACUGUGUGGAAGUUUGGAUGGGCAGACGAAGGCAUCCAUGAAUUUAGGGAACGUCGGCGCCAAGCAGCCUCCUCGCUGGCAAACGCUGAUAGGUCUAGUUCCUCCCAAUCAGACCAUGCCCCGUUCAAAGGGAACCAGCAAGUCAUCAAAGACUGGAUGGACCAAAUCGAAUCUGGAAGUAACGUGGACGCCGAUUUUCGAAAGGUCCUCCAUUUAGUAUCCGAAAUGCUAGUCUCGAAAGCACAGAGGAUUUUCGUCUGGGAGGUUCACAUGGACCUAUAUCAGCAAGCAAACCCCGGCUUGACGCGGCAAGAGUUGCGCGACUACUUUCGCCGCAAUGUCGUGCAGCGUCCCAAGGAAAAUAGGAAUGGCUCCAGUGAUACUCACAAUCCCCAGACGCGUGCCCGAGAAUUGGGGAAAGAUUGGCAACUGGACAUUCUUGAGGAACAUGGAUGGUCUGAUGGCCGGCCUCAAGCGACACAACAACUAGCCGUGAAGCGGGUCAACACAGGGACGUACUUAUCUACCUUGGAAAAAUGCUCAAGCGCUGAGAUCUUUGAGAAGAGUCCAUUCUAUGGGCGCCUUGAGACCGAUGCUCAGAUCGAUGCAGGGUUUGGUACCUCCAACUGCAUUGGACUCUGGGGACUGGGCGGAAUAGGUAAAUCACAUUUAGCCUACCACUAUGCCGCGAGGCUUCGGAAUCCGCGAUUCGAAUCAGACAGGAAGCAUACAUUCUGGGUUGAUGCUGCCACCAAAGCUCGAUUUGAGGACUCGAUACGCAACAUUGCACGAGCGAUAGGGCUAGUCGCAUCCAGCCAAGAAGAUAUCUACAAGAACGUGCAGACCUGGUUAUGCAAUGCAGAAAGUGGGCCGUGGAUGGUCGUAAUAGAUGACCUUAACAACAACAAUUUCGCUCAGGAUCUGGUCCAGUUCAUACCCAAGUUCAGCGGACAGAUACUCAUCACCACGAGAGACAGAGCCGUACUUACGGAUCUAGACAGUCUGUUCCCGCAAGGCAUGGUGGGCAUGAUGAGAUGUUGUUUCCACAUAGAACAAUUACCGACGAGCGAUCUGCGCACAAUGUUCAACAUGCUCAGCGGCAAUUGGCCUGUACACGAUUCGAACACAAUCGACGAGCUUCUCGAUGCUCUUCCAUCACCAGCUUGUGUUCGAUUCCUAGUCAAGUACUUCUCUGAGUUCAACAUGUCCGCACAUGAGCUUCCCAGCGUUUUGGAUGCCCCGCGUAGGAAUCUCGCCCUUCCUGAGAAAGUAUUCACCAAUCUGACGCGCAACAACUCUUUUUUCGCACCAUUGUCUGAUCGCGGUAUGUCUGGAGGACCGACCUCGAAAGAGUCCCGUCGUUGGAGCAGCGGAGCAUUGAAACUCCUGGGAGAAGUCUCGUUUCUCGACAAGGACAACAUUAAUCUCGCACUCCUACGACAAAAGUAUGCAAAGGAGUUCGUUCUUCGUGAACUUGUCGGACGGCUAAAGAAUUGCUCCUUCCUUGUGGCCGGAACAGCUCCUGAGACAUUCAGAGUACACAAAACCAUCCAGUCACUGAUGCGCCAAUGGACUUUCACUCACUUUGGUCUUCGUGCGUUGUUGAAACUCCAAGACAACGCUCUUUGCAUGAUCCUUCACGAGUACAACGACAACAAGCUGCAAUCAGCCGAGACCUUUGGAGUCGGAACUUCAUCGUACUUUCAAAAGCUACCCUUAUUGCAACACUUCGAAUACUUUCUGGACUUUUCCAAGGAAUACUUCAACCAGAUUGGCUUACAAGCUCCUGAGCUAUCGUGCUCUUACAACAUGGCUCGCUCGGUCAUCACGUUCUCGCAAGUGUACCUGGAGGAUGGUCGCUACGAGGAUGCAGCAUGCGUACUCGAAUGCUUGAAAACGGUAUACAAGGGAUCCGAGUGGCGGCCACAGCUGAUACGUUACCUCUGCAAAGCCUAUACGUCCCCCCCGCUUGCAAGUCGAGACCCAAAACUUCACUCCGACGGGGCUGAAGCACUCGAGCGCUUAUAUCGAUUGUCCAUAACGCAGCAAACACGUAAUCAUGAGCAAGAAUGGUGGUGCCUACUGGAUUUGGCCAACUGGCAUAGCAAGUGCGGACAGCCGGAACAAGCUCGAGCAGUCAUCGAAAGACUGCGAGAAGUCAACAUGACUGCAAGGCUUGGGAAACCCAUUGUAUCUCGAAACUGCACGCAAGGACUUUGUGACUGGGCCGUGCCAUGGAUGUGCCCCCACGAUCGUCACUUCCCAACCCAGACGAUUGAGAUAAAGCUCGCCAUCGCCAAGUCCAUUGCAAAGGCUCGUUAUCAUGUCGCCAUAGCGAAACGAACCGAAGUACCAAAAGAGAAAACGCAGGCUCUUUGCACCGCAAGAGAUUUACUCUUCACUGCGAGGACGGUAACGGAACAGCAACUUCCAAACGAAUACGAAUGGCUAUCGAAGCAAGACGAAGACCUGGCUGAUGUUCUGUGCAGAAUGGACGACACUAUCUCUAUCAAAAGGGGUAUUCACAUUUACACAGAGCUCACUAGCUCACCGUUGUCAGGACGAUCAGGAGUCAGCGAGUUGAGAAUGUGGGGUCUCAAAUGCAGCCUGGCUUUUGCACGACUAAAGCUCCAUGCCGAGAACACCGACGAAGUCAACGCACAAGCCUUCAAUGUACUACAUUGCGCACUCGAGGACAGUAAAGCACGAUACGGACGCCCUGAAGGCUUGGUUUUCGACGGUCACGUGCGCGUGUGCGCACAUAUAUUGCGAGAAGCGUGCGAGAUGAUUGGCAACAAGGAGGAAGCAAAGAGAAUCGCAGUUGAGUACAGGCUAGAGGUCAUUCCACGCGCUUCGACUCUUCCGGUGAUUGAUGAGAGGAAUAAAUUGGGUCCAAUUGUCCUGCUACUGGUAUUUUUCGCCCUAUAUUUCCUACUGGCUCGACUGUUCGAGUGUGUACAUGCUGCGUUGUGAAGCUAUCAGGGUAGAAUCUGGCUGGUAGGGAACUUUCAUUGAGUCUUAUACUCCAAAGUAUCUGAGCUGCCUGAGGUCUGAUCCAUGAACGCCACACACAUAUUGAGGCUUGAUGUUCUCCAACACCAGCCCAGUGCAUCGACGCCGUCCGCAAAGGCGUUACAGAACGGAUUGUCCUACACUCAAAGAGCCAUUGCAACAGGACUUAAGUACUCACAAAUUACGAACCUAGAAGGGAGGCAUAAUACAACAUUCUAAAGCUUGAAACUACAAGAAAAAGCUUUCU